GUGAGGUCAGAACGUGUUCUGGGAUAUCGGGUCGGUGAUGGACACGGCAGUGGUUACUGAAGGGGGCCACCGCGUGGGAUCGCGAGCUCGGCGGAAACUUUCUUACGGCAAGAAGCGGACACUGUUUGAACUUGUGCAGGCUGCAGGUAGCGGCAUUGACCCGGAAGUGUUUAAGAUUCUGCUGGACCUUCUACGCAUGAAUGUGUCACCUUUGGCUGUCUUUCAGAUGUUGCGUUCCAUGUGUGCUGGGCAGAGAUUAAUUAGUACUGAGGCUCCUUCUGAUGCAGCACGAGGGAGAGCAAGAACCAUUUCUACAGCAGCUGGCAAUCAACCUGUGUCAGAUCAUAGCAACCGAGAAGGAUCUGGUCAACGAGUACCACGGCAGCCAAGUGCCAGCAGGCUGCCGAAGACUGGGUGUCCUGUGAAAAAUCCAUAGAUAUUUAGAAAAUGGCUAAACAUUAUUCUCAUGUUCCAGGAAAGCCAAUGACUAGAAUGCUAUGUAAAGUUUUAACUAUUAAAUAACAUAAUGAACUUGUUCAAAUUAAUUUGUUGUUCAGUUUAAAUAUCAGGCAGUACAGAAUAUGUUGUUUCUGUAUUUCUUGUAUUACUGUUUACGAUUACAUGUAGCUUUGUUACCUGUUGAUUUCUAUUGGGGGACAUUUCUUUUUUGAAAUUAAGUUAUACAAAUCUUUUAACUUGUCUCCUAUGGAAUCCAUGUGCUUAUUCACAGAACAUUUUGACAGUGCAUCCUUGACUUGCAACCACAAUUAAGCCCAUAAUUUCUGUUGCUAAGAAAAACAUUUGUUAAGUGAAUUUUGCCUUCUUCAUAAAUGAACAAAUGAAAAUCUUUCUUUCUGCAGUCAAGCCUAUGGCUCUGUGAUUCUCCGAUGGUCUUUCAUGAAAAUGCUAAUCAGAUCUGAUCUUGCAUGAUCUUGUUUUUCCAAGACCAGCCAAAGCUGGGUGGAUACUCCUACUCAACUUCGUUGUAAAACAUGCAUGGCAGCCAACCCUAAAUCCUGAAUUCUAUGCAAAUGUUUUCGGGAAUAAAUUCAGUAAGAAUUAGGGUUAUUUCAGCCUGCUACUGCAUUCCUGAAACAAAUUUAUUAACAAAGAACAAAGAUGCAAAUGAUAUUCCAAGCUGAUUUAGCCUCUUAAACAUGCUUAAGGAUCAUUUUUGAAGCACUAAUUAGAGAGAAAAUAAUUUUGUAGUUUAAGUAUUCUUCAAGAAAUGUAGUGAUUGCAGGUUCAGAACAAAAUAUGACUGGCAAUGAGUUUAUGCUAUCCUUAAUAUAGACCUGCAUGAAUUCGAACUGCAUUUGCUGAGGAACAACAGCAGGAGUGUCCUAUACUGUAGAUGUUUAUCAUAAUUGUAUAACUGGUGUGAUUUCUCUAGUAUUAUGUCUGUCCCUCACAUAGCUCACCAACUAUUAGUUUUCCAUUUUUGAUCUAAGUGUGCAGUUCUUACGUAAUUUUUCUAUUCCACGAAAAAUCUUUCCCUUCAGUCCUUGCCUCUGAUGUUUAUGUGACCAGGGAAAGUUUAAGUUUGGCUACAUUAUGAUAGGCAUUUGGAGAACUAAGAUGAUUAUGAAUCCUUCAUAAGGAUUGCAGAAAAAAGUAUAAGAGAUAGUGUAACAAAAAAAAUCAAUUUAUGGCAUAUUUUGAACUAUUGCCUACAUUCCUUACCAUCAUCUGUGGGAAGAACUGCUUCCCUGUAUUUUUCAGUAAUGUGUAACCCUAUUUUUAAUACAGAUAGUCCUUGACUUAUGAUAUUAAUGGAGCCUGCCCAUUCAUGUCAGAAGUAGAGGACCACAUUAAAUGAAGCAUCUAACAACAUCCCUGUCCCUGUUUUCCCCAAUGCAUUUGUUAAACUAAUGCACAGGUGAUUAGGUAGAGCAUGGGUGACUCAGGGAUGGGAGAAACCAAAGGAGGCCUAGUGCAGGUGUAGGCACUUCCAGGAGGCCUCUCCCACCCUCUAUGGUAUUCCAUGCUCUGCCUCCUGCCCCUUGGUUUCCCCAAAGCCCUAUGGUCCUCCUCCAUACCCCACCAUUUGUUUACUUACAUUUUGAUGAGCUCAGAAAGUCAGAGUAGAGAAGGCCGCUCUCUCACUGGGCCACGUGGCACAAUCAAAAAUAUGAAAUUAGGUCACUUUUGCUUCCAUGCCGCCAGCUCUAGCUUUACACUAGUCUUACACAGGUGGCGCUAAGAAAUCAUAGUGAUUUAGGCUAAUUGGAGAGGAACCAGAAUAGGCAUAAUUUAUUCAUAGCACUGCCAGUGCUACCUUUACGCUAGUCUUAUGGUGGUAGAGCAAAGAAGAAAUAUUAUCUCUUGCUUCCAUGGCAAUUCUUUUCUCCCCAGCCAGGGUAAAUCACUACCGAUUUAUACUGGCUGGCGGGAAAGGAUUGCCAAGGAAACAAGAGAGAUCAGAUUUCUUCUUGAUUAUGCCACGUGGCCCAGCAAAGGAGCAGCCUUCUCUACGUAAGAUAGUUGGUAAGUACUUACUCUCUACUUAAGUAAUUAGGUAAGUAGGUAGGUAAGUGACAGGGAAGUGGGGGGUGGGGACGAAUGCAUAGAACUCAGUAUCUUGGCAAAGCAGACCAAUAUACUGGAUUCUAGGGGCAUUUGAGGACCUGGCCAGGCAAAAUGGGAGGGAAAUUGGGUGGGUGGGUGUGCUGCAGUGUCUCUGCAGUCAGUCAUAAGGGCGAAUGAUCAUGGGGGUGCUGCAGAAUUUGUAACUUUGAAACAUUUGUAUUUAGCUUUUGGGGUAUGCAUUGUAACUUCAAGCAUUUGUUGAAUGGCCUGUCAUACCUCAAAGAUUACCUGUAUCUUGAACCAUCUUGUUUCCCCAGCAGCUUCAGCUGUAUUUUAUCUGCUGCUCUGACCUCUCCCCUGCAUUUCCUCUGUAACCUUUCACCUAAAUUUAAAGUAGUAUCUGUUGGCACAUUAAAUCUGGGAGGCAGUUCCUUACCGCAAUUGUCCCCUCUUGGACUACUAUUUUGUAAGUUUAUGUUAUACACUUAAAGUAAUAAAAUGAACUAUUUUUUUUA
This is a messenger RNA of Thamnophis elegans (Western terrestrial garter snake), 3044 nucleotides long. Its product is annotated as mitotic-spindle organizing protein 2A-like. Gene Ontology annotation, cellular component: centrosome; spindle. NCBI's taxonomy places the organism in Eukaryota, Metazoa, Chordata, Lepidosauria, Squamata, Natricidae. The record is from RefSeq and is a predicted model, not a curated record.